Molecule: messenger RNA, 315 nt
Organism: Rotaria socialis
Lineage: Eukaryota; Metazoa; Rotifera; Eurotatoria; Philodinida; Philodinidae
Source: the annotation of a GenBank genome assembly
AUGGAAGCAACCACCGAUUUAUUAAAACCAGUAACCGAAAUUUAUCGACAACACUUAGUUCAAUAUAAAAGAAAAAAAGAUACAGCUCAAGAUAUUCCCGUUUUCAUUUAUAUAAGAUCAACAGUCUAUCGUUGUCGUUCAUCUGUUCUACCACCAGUUCUGAAAAGCUUAAAAGACAUCAUUAUACUUGAUAGUUUAAAAUUCUUAGAAAAUGGCGACCCGUUUGUAAUAUCUGACAAUCCGGCACCACAUCGUCUAAUAGCAUUAUGUUAUCCACAGAUUCCUAUUUUUAGUCGUGUAUCAUUUUACCGGUAA